Molecule: messenger RNA, 447 nt
Organism: Prorocentrum cordatum
Lineage: Eukaryota; Dinophyceae; Prorocentrales; Prorocentraceae
Source: the annotation of a GenBank genome assembly
AUGGGCGCCAACAAAGUCGUGCAGAAGUCGAAGGAGGCCAAGAUGAAGGCCGCAAUGGCGGGAGGCAAGUCCAAGAAAAAGAAGUGGAGCAAGGGCAAGGUCAAGGAGAAGCUCGCCAACCUGGUCAUGUUCGACCAGGCCACGUACGACAAGAUGCUGAAGGAGAUUCCAAAGGCGAAGCUGAUCACCACGGCCAUUGUCAGCGAGAGGCUGAAGGUCAACGGGUCGGUCGCUCGCCAGGCCAUCCGCCACCUGGAGGAGAAGGACCUGAUCCAGGUGGUGGGCGAGAGGACCGGGUCGGACGAACAAGGAGGAUAUGAAAACGGGGGGGGGGUACGACAUCUGCUGCGUGCAUUUCGUCUCGGGCCCGCCGCCUGGCGCCUUUCUUCGAUACAUGGGCGAUCCCUGGCGCCGGAAAGCGCCGGGAAAGCGGGCGAUCUGAGCUGA